Messenger RNA from Leopardus geoffroyi (Geoffroy's cat), 1625 nucleotides. It is a transcript of the gene CD1H11orf58, whose product is annotated as chromosome D1 C11orf58 homolog. The record is from RefSeq and is a predicted model, not a curated record. NCBI's taxonomy places the organism in Eukaryota, Metazoa, Chordata, Mammalia, Carnivora, Felidae. The transcript is spliced from 5 exons. Bases 269 to 817 code for a protein of 182 amino acids.
GCUGAGCUUCCUGGGAAUUGUAGUUUUAGUUGCCCCAUCCAUCCCGUACGUUCUAGUCGGUAUGGAUUGAGCCGGAAAACUACAACUGCCAGAGUGCUCCGUAGUGGCGAGUAGCCGCGGCGGUGACGACUGUGGCGGAGAAGGCCUGGAGGGGCUCUGCGUUCUGGAGUGGCGCUGCUUGGGCCCGUGGCAGGUUGCAGGCUGCUGGUGCUGGGGCUGAAGAGAACAGCGAGUGGGUUCUGCGUUGCCCGUCGGGGUCUCCGCAACGAUGAGUGCUGCCAGGGAGUCCCAUCCGCACGGGGUGAAGCGUUCAGCCUCCCCAGACGACGAUCUUGGAUCUAGCAAUUGGGAAGCAGCAGACUUAGGUAAUGAGGAAAGAAAACAAAAGUUCUUGAGACUUAUGGGCGCAGGAAAGAAAGAACAUACUGGACGUCUUGUUAUAGGAGAUCACAAAUCAACAUCUCACUUCCGAACAGGGGAAGAAGACAAGAAAAUUAAUGAAGAACUGGAGUCUCAAUAUCAGCAAAGUAUGGACAGUAAAUUAUCAGGAAGAUAUCGACGACAUUGUGGACUUGGCUUCAGUGAGGUAGAAGAUCAUGAUGGAGAAGGUGAUGUGGCUGGAGAUGAUGAUGAUGAUGAUGAUUCACCUGAUCCUGAAAGUCCAGAUGACUCUGAAAGUGAUUCAGAGUCAGAGAAAGAAGAAUCUGCUGAAGAACUCCAAGCUACUGAGCACCCUGAUGAAGUGGAGGAUCCCAAAAACAAAAAAGAUGCAAAAAGCAACUAUAAAAUGAUGUUUGUUAAAUCCAGUGGUUCAUAACUCCCAAACACUUAGUCUUUGUAUUAAAAGUAAGCCUUAUUGUUAUAAUGCACAGUGGAGGACUGCUUAUAGAGCACAGACCUUUGUAUUAUAAUUUUUAAAAAGGCCCUUUUAAAUAAUUACAAAGAGUGUUUGCUUUCAAAUGCCAUGGAUUACACUUUUAUGGGCAUGACUAUUAACCAUUUUUGUAAAGAGUAAGAGUUGUAUAAAAUAAGAAAUAAAUACAAUACUCAAUUUCUUUUCAUAUUAGCAUCAUCAAACCUCUAAUCUCACCUUUUUACCCCUUCAGAUAGUUAUGGGGGAGACACUUUUGUGGUAGCUGUUUCAUCUUUUUUGUUCCUUCAUAUUUUUCUCUUAUAAGAAGUUUAUCUGAUACUGUAAUGUGUUCAUGAAAAAUAUUCAGUUAUUAUACUUUGUUGUAGUAGAACUAUUCAUCAUGGAUAUUUCUGCUGCCAAUAACAGUCUAAAUUGUUUGCAAAAGAUUAGGUACUUAGUUUACUCUUCCUGAUUCAGCUCUACUCUUUUGGACCAAAGCAACAUGAGAGCAAAUACUUUCACACUGGUUAAGAUGGAGUUGCAACUAUCAUACAUUUUGGAAUGCUAUGAUCCCAAGCAGUCUUUAUAUAAUUUGAAUUACAUUGUAUGUUAGAUUUUUGAUAAAUUUGGCCAAUUUUUACAGAAGAAAUUAUUUCUCUGAUUAUUUGGUCCUGUUUAGGAAUAUGUAAAACUGGAUUUUUUUUUUAUGGUAAUAUGUGACCAAAGUUAAUUUUCUUCCUAAGCCCUCAAUAAAGAAAAGCAGUUUCCCAUA